Racocetra persica is the source of this 382-nucleotide messenger RNA. Lineage: Eukaryota; Fungi; Glomeromycota; Glomeromycetes; Diversisporales; Gigasporaceae. The record is from the annotation of a GenBank genome assembly.
GUCGGAAGAGGCCCAGUAUGUUCAUGACGGCCAUUUGGGCGGUGAGCAAACUGAGUUCAUUCUUCUCCGAAGAGCUUCAUGGCGGCCAUGGGGCACUUUGGCUUUCCGUUACUGCCUGUGGAAACUGACAGAGAAUUUCAUGACGGCCAUUGGCGGCGAGUCUCUGGGAGGUGAACUUUGCUCAGCUAGUCGCGACGGCCAUUUGGGCGGUGACUCGCUUGUCAUUUAUGAUGCAUGUCAUUGUAAUGAAAAGGCCAGUAGGUUCAUGACGGCCAUUUGGGCGGUGAGCAAACUGAGUUCAUUCUUCUCCAAAGAGCUUCAUGACGGCCAUUUGGGCGGUGACUCUUUGGCUUUUCCGUUAAUGCUUGUUCAUUUUACUUGA